UGUGUUGAGGGGAUGAGAGUGGCAGUGAUAUGCAUGGCAUGGAGAUGGCAAUGAAUUAGCGUGUAGACGGCAUCACCUUAGCACUUCCCAUGUAUUACUGCGCCCACUGGCCGCACAUCAGCCUGGUGACCUCGGCCAUUCCUGCUGUAACACAACUCACUCAGAAAUCCCUCAGUAUUAACUGGAGUCAUGGAGAUCAUUCAAUUGAGGUGCUGGAUGCUGUGGCAGGCAAGUCCACAGAAAACUCUCCAUAUAAGAGCAGUCCAGAAGUCCAAAUCAGUAUCUAAAGAAGCCCAGAGAGAGGAGCUACUCAACACCGUCACAUACAGAGAGGCAAAGAUAACGGCAGAGCCUUACCAGGAAGCAGAAAAAAUAUUGGCCAGGAAGGGCUACAGGCGGCCAGUGGGUGGAGAAACCGCCGAUCAGUGA
Molecule: messenger RNA, 429 nt
Organism: Paramisgurnus dabryanus
Lineage: Eukaryota; Metazoa; Chordata; Actinopteri; Cypriniformes; Cobitidae
Source: RefSeq, a predicted model, not a curated record